Molecule: messenger RNA, 1482 nt
Organism: Acanthochromis polyacanthus (spiny chromis)
Lineage: Eukaryota; Metazoa; Chordata; Actinopteri; Pomacentridae
Exons: 4
Coding region: 1-738 (245 amino acids)
Source: RefSeq, a predicted model, not a curated record
AUGGUUCUGUUGGAUAAUUGUGGGUUUUGUGUGUUGCUUCUCUCCAUUUCAACAGGUUUCAGCUGUCAACAACUGACUGUAGAGAAGAAUGAAGAGUCCAGUUUAGAAGGCAGCACUGUGACUCUGACCUACAAAUACUCCCAAACUGCUACGUAUAGUGAUUAUUUCUUCUGGUAUCAACAACAUCCAGGAAAACCUCCAGAGUUCCUCAUCUUUCACACAGUAGCACAAAAUGAAACAAAAGCUGGACUGUCUGUUAUUGUGAGUGGUGAUAAAAAAGAAAUCAGUAUGAAGAUCUCCUCUGCUGCAGUGACAGACUCUGCUGUGUACUACUGUGCUCUGCAGCUGCAGUCUCCUGGGACAUCAAGUGUCAGCAGUGAAGAACUCACUCCAGUCAACAAUGAAGAGUACAGUUUGGUAGAAAACACUGUUUCUUUGUCCUAUAAGGCCUCAAAAGUGUCAACAGGAGAUUAUUUCUUCUGGUAUCGACAACAUCCAGGAAAACCUCCACAGCUUCUCAUCUCACACUCCAAUUCAGGAACAAUUGGAAGUAAAGAAGAUGACAGACUGAAGAUUCAAGUGGAGGGAAACCAAAUGACUACGGAGAUCUCCUCUGCUGCAGUGACAGACUCUGCUGUGUACUACUGUGCUGUGAAGCCCACAGUGACAGGAAACAGUAAAACUCUGUACAAAAACCUUUGGAGCAAAGACAACAGAAAACUCCACAACAUCCACUAGAGGGAGACACACUCUGUUAAAGCUCUGAUUUGUGACUUGUUGGACUGAUGACAAAGACAACAGAGAAAUGAAGCAGUCAAGAUCAGACAUUUUAUUUUAUCUUUGUGUUAAAUGGAACAUGAAUGCUUUCAGGAAUGAUGAAUCUGAUUUGUGUUGAAUUAUCAGUUUUUUAUUCAGUAUUCUGUUUAAACUAUAUGUGUGUCAACGUUUGGGAAGACACAAUAAGCCUCUUGUUGUUAAAUUGUAACAAUGAAACAACAUGGAAGUAACAUCUAAAUUUGUAAACAUACUAUCAAUAUAUGUAGCUCUCUGCACACCAGAUUAUUUGAUCUGACAAAUAAUUUAAUUUACCGUUUGUACAUGUCAACACAGCAAAGAACUCAAAUGUUGGCUUUUAUUAGUUGCCACACAUGGAAUUCUACUGAUCUUAGAGACCUCAAAAGUUGAUGCAAUGUUGACAACAGACCUCUAGUAGGACAUAUGGAGACAUUUAUAAUUACACUCUGACAUGAACUUUCUGGAGCACCAAUAUUACUCUCCUUUGAAUGUUUUGCACUUACGUAUUUCUAUUGUCAAAGGCCAACAAUUAAAAAUGUGACCUCUGCAGAAGCAGAAGGAAACAAUUUUGUCUGUGUCCUCACCAAGUUUUAUUUCUACAAAAACCAAUCCCUUAAAGUUGUUCUAAUUGGAAAAGAGAAAAAAUAAAUCACUUUGAUCAAAAUCAGAGAUGGAGACAAAGUUGCU